AUGAAAUGAUGUCAUUUCGCGUUCGAUAAGGCUCGUGGGACGGAGAAAUUUUUCGCGGCUCAGUCAACACUCCACGCUCGGGCCGUCAGCAUUAACACUGCCCACCGGCUUCGUCUUCAAAUCGGUGGACAGUAAGUCAAAAGGACGAGAUGACCUCGCUUCGUCGUAUCCAGUGACCAUACUGACAAAGGAAUCGUGCCCUGUGUUUGUUCGCAUGUCUCAAAUUUAACCCAAAUCAACGCCAAAAAUGAUCUUUGAAAUCUUCAAAAAGGAGAACUUCAGCAAGUUCUUCGGCUAUAUGAGCAAAAAGAAGGAAUUUCGAUAUGAAGAGAAAGGCCCUUUGAAUAGAGUGCUGACAAUAUUAGAUCUAACGUUUCUCGGUAUAGGAUCUAUGCUCGGGAUGGGAGUUUACAUCAUGGUCGGCGAUCUUUCCAACACCGUCGGACCUGCUAUGUUACUCUCCUUUGUUGUGGCCGGUUUCGCUUGCAUACUUUCCGCGAUGUGCUAUGCAGAAUUCGCAGGCCGUACACCAGGCACUGGUUCGGCAUAUGCCUACUGCUACAUAACAGUCGGUGAAUUCACCGCAUUUAUCCUUGGAUGGAAUCUCUGCCUGGAAUUCGUCAUCGGAAGUGCCUGCCUAGGACGAGGAAUGAGCGGUUACAUCGAUUCGAUAUUCGACGGGCAGAUAAGCUCGAGUCUGAACUCCACGAUGCCGAUGAAUUUUACCAACUUGGCAGAAUACCCGGACUUUUUAUCUUUCGCGUUGAUCAUGCUAUUUACAGUCGUAGUCAUAUCGGGUGUGAAGGAGUCGACAACGAUCAACAAUAUAUUCGUGGUGAUCAACAUCAUCACCAUAUCCGUGCUGGUUGUGAUCGGUUUCAUGAGCGCCGACAUCGCCAAUUGGCGGUUGAAGCCAACCCCCCAAGGCGGAAAAGGAGGCUUCAUGCCAUUCGGAUUCUCAGGUUUGAUGAAAGGCGCGUCGAAAUGCUUUUACGCUUACACUGGGUUCGACACAGUAGCAACAACAGGAGGUGAAGCCAAGAAUCCGCAGCGCACCAUACCCAUAUCACUCUUGACAAGCAUACUUUGCGCUAUUGUCGUCUAUACAGCGAUUUCGGCGACUUUUUCUCUCAUGUAUCCAUACAACGAUCCUCUCCUUUCUAGCAAUGCCCCAUACCCUUACAUUCUGCAGAAGCUAGGGUGGCACAACGUCCAGUGGAUAGUCGUCACCGGAGCGGUAGCCGCUGUUACAGGAUGUUUGCUUUCUUCAGUUUUUGGGAUGGCCAGGAUCGUGUAUUCAAUAGCAGAAGACGGUCUCAUAUUUUCCUGGCUUGCAAAAAUCAACCCUCGUACCAAAACGCCGAUCAGAGCUACGAUCGUCUCCGGUAUUUUGACAGGGCUGAUAUCGCUGAUUUUCAACACGAGCCAGCUUCUAGACAUGACAGCACUCGGUACGCUCAUGGCCUACACGAUGGUCGGUGUAUGCAUCUUAAUAUUAAGAUAUGAAGACGGCAUCAUGGAAGACACACAACGGGACAAAUCUCUUCUCCAGAAGAUGUUCAACGUGCCGAAGACAAACGAGCCGGACACAACAUCGAGCAACGUGGUCAAAAUUAGCACGUACCUGGCCGUCGUUUUGUCUUUUCUUCUCGGCUCGGUUUUUGCGUUUCUCGAAGAAAGUUUGGUAGAAGAAGAAUCAUCAUCGAUAAUCUUGGCUAUUAUUUUCAGCUUGCUACUUGUACUUAUAAUCGUCGUUAUAACUAGACAGCCACAAUCGAAAAUGAAAUUAGUUUUUAAGGUUGCGCCUGUUCCUUUACUUCCUAUUGUCUGCAUAUUUAUUAAUGUUUAUUUAAUGUUGAAACUCCCUCCUGCGACAUGGCUCCGAUUUGUUGUAUGGUUGUUAAUGGGUUUGCUGGUGUAUUUCGCAUAUGGCAUUUGGAACAGUAAGGAGAGGAUACCUCAGGAGGAAAGAGAUAAAAAUCGAAAUGUUUUAACUUAUUAAAGUCAAUUUUUGUUUUUUUAAUAAAACUAUAAAAAUUUA
Messenger RNA from Cimex lectularius (bed bug), 2041 nucleotides. Its product is annotated as cationic amino acid transporter 2-like. The coding region runs from base 248 to 2002 and encodes 584 amino acids. Gene Ontology annotation, cellular component: plasma membrane. Gene Ontology annotation, biological process: transmembrane transport; amino acid transport. The record is from RefSeq and is a predicted model, not a curated record. The transcript is spliced from 12 exons. Gene Ontology annotation, molecular function: amino acid transmembrane transporter activity. Lineage: Eukaryota; Metazoa; Arthropoda; Insecta; Hemiptera; Cimicidae.